UAUUUUAAGCAAAAACUUGAAUUGGAGCCUAUGAAAUCGAACGCGAUAGCUGCAAUUGAAACUUUGAUUGAAUUUAUCAGACAAGAUAAAUGUGAAACUUUAUCCGAAUUUCGCGAAAAAAUCAAUGGAACUAUAGAUUGCCUAACAAAGACAGAUAAAGCAGUGACUUCAGUUGCCUCUGGUUGUGAGCUAUUCUUGCGAUUUAUUACCUUAACCUCCCUAGAUCAACCUGAUUUUCAACAAUGCCGAAUUGUGCUAGUUAACCGAGGUCAACUAUUCUUAAAAGAAGUAUCGCAGUCUCGAAUGAAAAUUUCAAAAUUAUGCAUUCCAUUUAUAAGUGAUGGUGCGACGAUAUUAGUUCAUGCUAGAUCUCGUGUGGUUAUACAAUUACUGAAAGAUGUAGCUGCAAGUAAGAAGCGAGUCUCUGUUUUCGUUACAGAAUCAAGGCCUGAUUGCACAGGUUGCGAAUUUCAACAGUGUCUGACGGAAUUUGGUAUUCCAACAACUGUCAUCUUAGAUGCAGCAGUGGGAUAUAUCAUGGAAAAAGUAGAUUUAGUAUUAGCUGGAGCUGAAGGGGUUGUCGAAAGCGGUGGUAUCAUCAAUAAGAUUGGAACAUAUCAAAUGGCUGUUAUGGCAAAACAUUGCAACAAACCAUUUUAUGUGCUUGUUGAAAGCUUUAAAUUCGUCAGACUUUAUCCUUUAAAUCAACACGAUGUGCCGAAUGAGUGGAAAUAUCCUACUUCCCCUAAUCCCUCUCCUUCUGAACAUCCGUUGGUAGAUUAUACGCCACCUCAUUUUCUUACUCUAUUGUUCACUGAUUUAGGCGUUCUAACGCCGUCUGCCGUCAGUGAUGAAUUAAUAAAGUUGUACAGUUAA
Molecule: messenger RNA, 876 nt
Organism: Trichoplax adhaerens
Lineage: Eukaryota; Metazoa; Placozoa; Uniplacotomia; Trichoplacea; Trichoplacidae
Exons: 9
Biological process (GO): translational initiation
Cellular component (GO): eukaryotic translation initiation factor 2B complex
Molecular function (GO): guanyl-nucleotide exchange factor activity; translation initiation factor activity
Source: RefSeq, a predicted model, not a curated record